Molecule: messenger RNA, 7566 nt
Organism: Oncorhynchus kisutch (coho salmon)
Lineage: Eukaryota; Metazoa; Chordata; Actinopteri; Salmoniformes; Salmonidae
Gene: tecpr1a
Product: tectonin beta-propeller repeat containing 1a
Exons: 25
Coding region: 263-3922 (1219 amino acids)
Cellular component (GO): membrane
Source: RefSeq, a predicted model, not a curated record
UGGUUCACUUGGUGCAGCAGCCAAUCCGCGUUUACAGUAAAAUACCACACUUCCUGUUUCGGAUUAAAGAAAAUACCGCAAUUAAUGGUAUAUUCAAUCUGAUAUGACGAAUGAAUUGCAGUGAUUUACCAUACCGUUUAUGAGAGAGAACACACGAUGGAAUAGAGGCAGACUCUGUACUACAGCUUCUUCUGCACUCCUCCAGAAGAGAGACGAGGCAGGGCCAGGGGCCACGAGGGAGAGCUGAAAAGAAGGCCUGACCAUGUCUGUGUCCCUGCUGUGGGCAGUGGAUGUGUACGGGCGCGUUUACAGCCUGUCCACCGGAGGGCAGCAGUGGGAGCAGUGUCAUGAUGCCGUGUUAGAGUUUAAGAGGGUGACAGCAGUACAGCAGUGUUGCUGGGGUAUCGCCUGUGACCACCACAUCUACCUGAAUGUCCACUCUAGUGAUGUACCCAUACGUUACCAGGAGGAGACAUACGAGAACCAGCGAUGGAAUCCCAAGGAUAACUUCUCGGAUCACUUGUUGCCGAGCGACCGCUGGCAUUGGAGUGACAUCACAGGGCUGGAACACCAACCCCUGGACAGUUUCCUUCUUCCCUCCACCAACUGGGAGUGGGAGGGGGACUGGUACAUCGACGAGAACUUUGGAGGAGAACCCACAGAGAAAGGAGGUUGGACCUAUGCCUUGGACUUCCCUGCCACCUACAUCAAAGACAAGAAGUGGAACUCGUGUGUCCGUCGCCGGCGAUGGAUCCGCUACAGGAGGUACAAGGCCACAGACACCUGGGCCAAGAUCCCAUCUGAGGGUCACAGUGGUCCCCUGCCAGACCCCUUUAAUGACAUCAGCUGUGGGGGCUGGGAGAUCAGUGAGGAGCCCAGGGGGAGGCUGUCUCUGUGGGCUGUCUCUCUACAGGGCAAGGUGUGGUUCCGUGAGGGUAUCCACCACCACAGCCCAGAGGGGGAAGGCUGGGAGGAGGUGUCUCUGCCUGGGGAGGUAGUGCAGAUCAGCUGUGGUCCCGGGGACCUGGUUUGGGCUGUGCUCUGGGAAGGACAACUCAUCGUCAGGGAGGGCAUCACCAGAGACUGCCCACAAGGCUCGUCCUGGGUGGUGGUGGACUCUCCCAACCCAGAGGCCGGGGCCAUCCACGUAGCUGUGGGGGACAACGUAGUCUGGGCCGUCACCAAGGACAACAAAGUAUGGUUCAGGCGUGGCAUCAACUCCCAUAACCCAUGUGGUUCAGGCUGGAUCGGGAUGGUCGGGGAGAUGGUCAUGGUCAACGUGGGCCUCAACGACCAGGUGUGGGGUAUCAGCUGUGUGGACCGGGCAGUGUAUUUCCGUCAGGGUGUGACCUCCAGUGAGUUGAGUGGUAAAGCCUGGAAGGCUGUCAACGUGCCCCGAGACGGAGACAUCAGGUCCCACUCCUCCGCCAGCAUUAGCAGUCUGCACAGUGCUGGUUGUUUCUUCAGUGGUGAGGUACAAGCCCAGUCUGUGAUGAGUGAAGACUUGGACACAGAGGGCGGUCCACAGAGGGCGGUCCUAGAAGUAGGGGCAUGCCCCUCGUCUCCUCCCCCCGAGCCCCCUCCCAUCGACCCCGACGUCCCCAAACCACGCAUCCCUAAGGUCACCAGCGACAGCUUCAUCUCUGAGAUGCUCUCCGACCGUGAGGUCAAACAAGAGGGGGCCACCGCUGCCACCACUGCCAGUCCCUCUAUCCCAGAAGAGGAAGUCGCUCUUGGGGAACCAGAGGCCAUGUGUCUCCCUCCGGCUCUGGUUCUCUCCCCCAGCCUGUCUGGAGGGCUUGGGGACCCCCAGUGGAGUAACGUGGACCUGGAAGAGACCCAGACUCACCUGGCUGUGGGGCCUGCUGUGGUGAGAGGGGACUCGGCUGACACCUGUAGUCUGUCCUCGGUGGCCACCUACACCCUGUGUCAGGGGGAGCCGUAUGGGGCAGAUGAACACCCGCUCUGGGCAUGGGUCAGUGGAGGAGGCUGUGGUGUGAACUGUCACUCCCAGCUCAACUGGUUCAACUCUGCCACAGCCCUGGCAUCAUCAGUCCAGUCCAUGAGUCUGUCCAUCAGUCCAGCCCAGACAGCUGCCUGGCGGAAACAGAUCUUUGAGCAGCUCAGCGAACGCUCUAAGAGAGAGAUGGACCACUUUAAACACUACGAACAGGCCGUAGAACAGUCUGUGUGGGUGAAGAAAGGGACCAUGCAGUGGUGGAGGGACUGGAAGCCCCAUAAGUGGGUGGAUGUGAGGUUUGCCCUGGAGCAGUUCUCAGGACCUGAGGGAAACCAGGACGGCAUCCUCUUCCUCUACUACAACUUCAACGAGGAGAAGAAGUACCUGCAUGCAUUCAUCAACGAGGUGACUAUCUUGGUGCCGGUGCUGAAUGACUCCAAACACACGUUUGCCAUCUACACAGCAGAGAGGACCAAACAGAGGUGGCCUAUCAGACUGGCUGCUGCCACUGAGGUGGAGAUGCACGACUGGCUGGCCCUGCUGAGUGUGUCGUGCUGUGACUCCCGGGGGAUCCAGGGUCCCCCCUCUAAACAAGCCAUCUGGUCAGUCACCUGUAAAGGAGACAUCUUCGUCUGUGAGCCUUCGCCUAGCCUGGAAGCCUGUCCCUACCCCACACCCUGCGACCAGAUGUUCUGGCGUCAGGUGGGGGGCCACCUACGUCUGGUGGAGUGUAACAGUCUGGGGGUGGUUUGGGGGGUAGGCUACGACCACACUGCCUGGGUCUACACCGGCUAUGGAGGGGGAUUCUUCCAGGGUCUGGCCAGCAGCACAGAUAACAUCUUCACCCAGACAGAUGUGAAGUGUGUCUACAUCUAUGAGAACCAGAGGUGGAACCCAGUCACAGGUUACACCAACAGAGGCCUCCCAACAGACCGCUACAUGUGGAGUGAUGCAACAGGACUGCAGGAGUGUACCAAGGCCAACGCCAAACCUCCAUCCCCUCACUGGACAUGGGUAGCAGACUGGACCAUUGACUAUGGGAUCUCCGGGGGGACAGACCGAGAGGGUUGGCAAUACGCAGCUGAUUUCCCAAGGUCGUAUCAUGGCCACAAAACCUUGAAGGACUUUGUUCGUCGUAGACGAUGGGCCAGGAAGUGCAAACUGACGACCACAGGGCCGUGGCAGGAAGUCCCACCCAUCCCGUUGAGUGACGUGACCAUCGUCCUGUGUGGAGCUCAGAGCAGUGUUGAGCCGAUCCCUCUGUGGGCCAUCAGUAACAAGGGAGACGUGCUCUGUAGACUGGGGGUCACCCUACUGACUCCUGCCGGGACGUCGUGGCUUCACGUGGGCACAGACCAGCCGUUUAAGUCUAUCUCCAUCGGUGGGGCCAACCAGGUGUGGGCCAUUGCCAGGGAUGGAUCUGCCUUCUACAGGGGCUCUGUGUCCUCAGAGAGCCCUGCAGGAGAUUGCUGGUACCACAUCCCCUGUCCUGAAAGACAGAAGCUCCAACAGGUGUCUGUAGGGAGAACGUCGGUCUACACUGUGGAUCAAAAUGGUAACCUGUGGUUCAGACAGGGCCUGACUCCCAGCUACCCCCAGGGAUCAUCAUGGGAACACAUCUGCAACAAUGUACGCAAGGUCUCCGUAGGACCUCUAGACCAGGUGUGGAUCAUAGCUGACAAGGUGCAAGGCAGCCACAGUCUGAGCUGUGGGACAGUCUGCCACCGUCUGGGGGUUCAGCCCAUGGAGCCAAAGGGACAGUCAUGGGACUACGGCAUCGGGGGUGGCUGGGACCACAUCACUGUGAGAGGGAACUCCAUUGAGGCUCCUCGUGUCCGUAUGCCCUCCCUGACACCCUCCCUCACCUCCUCCCUAACGGACCCCCUCCGCCCCCCUCCACCCCGCAGCCUGCUCCCUGUCAUGGUCACAGAGAUGGAGAACGGGAACGCUGUCAGAUGUUAAACACACACACCUACAGUACUUGCUAGUGGACACUAUCUCUGUUCUGUCUUUAGCCCAACUCUCUCUUCAGAUACGCCACAAUGCAACUACCCCACCAUCCACACUGUACUGUAGCUCCCAGCUCCAGCCUCAGCUCUUCUGACCUAUCACCUGGCUGUGUUAAAAGACCUUUGAACCCUAUCUCUGCGCCCUCAACUUGACUCAGCCAAUUACCUUUUCUCUUUACAGCUAGCAGAUCAUGUUCAGUAUUUCCCACAUAGAGCACUAAUGUCGUUUUUAAACCGUGUCACUGAGUCUUUGAACAUUGCGCUAUUGUAAUUUAAAGGUUAACUCAGCUAAAAGACGUUGCCACGAGCAGCACCGCAAAUAUUCAGAUGAUUUAGAUGCAAGUCACACACAGUAUCUGCACAUGGAUCGCUUCACGUUGGUAGAGCGGUAGGUACAGAUCGCUUCACGUUGGUAGAGCGGUAGGUACAGAUCGCUUCACGUUGGUAGAGCGGUAGGUACAGAUCGCUUCACGUUGGUAGAGCGGUAGGUACAGAUCGCUUCACGUUGGUAGAGCGGUAGGUACAGAUCGCUUCACGCUGUUGGAGCGGUAGAUACAGAUCGCUUCACGUUGGUAGAGCGGUAGGUACAGAUCGCUUCACGUUGGUAGAGCGGUAGGUACAGAUCGCUUCACGUUGGUAGAGCGGUAGGUACAGAUCGCUUCACGUUGGUAGAGCGGUAGGUACAGAUCGCUUCACGUUGGUAGAGCGGUAGGUACAGAUCGCUUCACGUUGGUAGAGCGGUAGGUACAGAUCGCUUCACGUUGGUAGAGCGGCAGGUACAGAUCGCUUCACGUUGGUAGAGCGGUAGGUACAGAUCGCUUCACGUUGGUAGAGCGGUAGGUACAGAUCGCUUCACGUUGGUAGAGCGGUAGGUACAGAUCGCUUCACGUUGGUAGAGCGGUAGGUACAGAUCGCUUCACGUUGGUAGAGCGGUAGGUACAGAUCGCUUCACGCUGUUGGAGCGGUAGAUACAGAUCGCUUCACGUUGGUAGAGCGGUAGGUACAGAUCGCUUCACGUUGGUAGAGCGGUAGGUACAGAUCGCUUCACGUUGGUAGAGCGGUAGGUACAGAUCGCUUCACGUUGGUAGAGCGGUAGGUACAGAUCGCUUCACGUUGGUAGAGCGGUAGGUACAGAUCGCUUCACGUUGGUAGAGCGGUAGGUACAGAUCGCUUCACGUUGGUAGAGCGGUAGGUACAGAUCGCUUCACGUUGGUAGAGCGGUAGGUACAGAUCGCUUCACGUUGGUAGAGCGGUAGGUACAGAUCGCUUCACGCUGUUGGAGCGGUAGAUACAGAUCGCUUCACGUUGGUAGAGAGUGGUAGGUACAGAUCGCUUCACGCUGUUAGAGCGGUAGGUACAGAUCGAUUCACGUUGGUAGAGCGGUAGGUACAGAUCGCUUCACGCUGUUGAAGCGGUAGGUACAGAUUGCUUCACGUUGUUAGAGCGGUAGGUACAGAUCGCUUCACGUUGGUAGAGCGGUAGGUACAGAUCGCUUCACGUUGGUAGAGCGGUAGGUACAGAUCGCUUCACGUUGGUAGAGCGGUAGGUACAGAUCGCUUCACGUUGGUAGAGCGGUAGGUACAGAUCGCUUCACGUUGGUAGAGCGGUAGGUACAGAUCGCUUCACGCUGUUGGAGCGGUAGGUACAGAUUGCUUCACGUUGGUAGAGCGGUAGGUACAGAUCGCUUCACGUUGGUAGAGCGGUAGGUACAGAUCGCUUCAUGUUGGUAGAGUUGUAGGUACAGAUCGCUUCAUGUUGGUAGAGCGGUAGGUACAGAUCGCUUCACGUUGGUAGAGCGGUAGGUACAGAUCGCUUCACGUUGGUAGAGUGGUAGGUACAGAUCGCUUCACGUUGGUAGAGCGGUAGGUACAGAUCGCUUCACGUUGGUAGAGCGGUAGGUACAGAUCGCUUCACGUUGGUAGAGCGGUAGGUACAGAUCGCUUCACGUUGGUAGAGCCGUAGGUACGGAUCGCUUCACGCUGUUGGAGCGGUAGGUACGGUUCGCUUCACGUUGGUAGAGAGUGGUAGGUACGGAUCGCUUCACGUUGGUAGAGAGUGGUAGGUACGGUUCGCUUCACGUUGGUAGAAAGUGGUAGGUACGGAUCGCUUCACGUUGGUAGAAAGUGGUAGGUACGGUUCGCUUCACGUUGGUAGAGAGUGGUAGGUACGGAUCGCUUCACGUUGGUAGAGUGGUAGGUACGGGACCAAAACAAAGGAAAUUGACCUACUAUGCUGUUUACUUUCUGCAUCUACUUCAUAUAUGAGUCUACGUUUAAAUCUGUGGUCUUAAGAUAACUUUGUUUUACUUAUUGUUUUUGUUUGGUUGAAUGUUUUUUAUGUGUGUUUGGUGUGUACGGUAUUAUGUGAGUAGAUUUUUUUUUUUUUUAUGUUAUGUUGGUAAUUGAUUGAUCUUUUUAAAAUAAUAUGUGUUUUGGGGAUGUAUUCAAUGUGAUUGGGGCGACGUUAAGAUGGGUAAGAAAGCAUCACUGUCGGCCCAAUUAUUUGUGACUUAUUAUAAAAAGUCUGUAUCAGGAAGUUACAGUACUUACUACUUUGUACCUGCUGGCAACAGGUCGAGAUUCUACUGGAGUCGCACCAAAAACAAGAAGGAUUUAUUUAACGAAAACGUUUGUUAUUAAGGUUUGAUAACACAUGAUGCUUUUACAGUUCUAGGCCUUCCCCCAGAAUGGUUUGUAUCUGUGAUGGCCACAGUGAAGAGUUUGUAGGCCCAUGUAUUUUUGACAGCACUCGAAAAGAAAGUAUAUAUUCUUCUUUUCAUGAAAAAUUUGCAAUGUGUAGUUCUACACUGGACCAAAGUGUGAAUUGCUUGGAAAGUGAUGUCUUUGCGGGGCUUUAAAGUUUAUCUGUUUAUUUCUCAGGAAAAUAAGAGUUCUCCUAAACGCUAUUAUUGGCAUGUUCUUGACCUUCUACGAUUGUAGCAGUAAUGACUGACAGGCAACACACGUGAAAGGUUUGGUGGAAAGAACAAAUAAAUAUUUUUGUUAUAAAUCUGUAUAUGAGUUCAGUAUAAAUGUUUUAAUGGGGAUAUUUCAAGGUUGGUUAUUGUACGUUGGAAUAUAAAAAGGUAAAAUAUUAGUCCUAUGAACUAUUAUCCAUAAAUCACAAAAGCUGAAACUAGCACAUUUGGGCAUUAAUUGAUCUUACUUCUCUACAUGGAAACCAUAAGCGAAUAGCUAUCACUGAUAUACUGGAACUACAAAUAAUUGAUUGUACAGAAAACUGUCUGUGAAAACUCUCACUUUAUCUUCCUAUGGCAGUUCCUAAUACAAAGAGGGCGUUUUUUGAUAAUGUUUCACUUACUACUGUUUAGAACUGUACAGGCUUCAUCCUAAAGGAGCGGCACAUGCUUGGCAUGCUGUGGUGUACCCCUUCACCUUCCAAGCUUUAAGUGUUAGGUCUAGAGGAGGACCGUUUAAAAAAUGAUUCCAUUGUUUUUAUUGAUUAUGAUGUCAAUUAAAAUACUAUAAUCAGGUACUAUUCUAAUCCCAACAAGGCUGUUAUUGAUGUGUAUAUCUCUUCCUUCCAAUAGUGUGCAUGGUCAAUGUCCUCUCAAUAAAUGUGAUUAUUGAUAAGGAA